This is a messenger RNA of Closterium sp. Naga37s-1, 15435 nucleotides long. Lineage: Eukaryota; Viridiplantae; Streptophyta; Zygnematophyceae; Desmidiales; Closteriaceae. The record is from the annotation of a GenBank genome assembly.
AUGGUACCAGGUGUGGUAUGGUUACAGGUGUGGUAUGGUAAGCUAUUCCCCUCCUCUCUCUACCCCCCUCCUCUGCUGCAGGCUGAAGUUCCUUCCCUCAGUUCCCUCCCUCAGUUCCUCCCUCAGUUCCUUCCUCAGUUCCCUCCCUCAGUUCCCUCCCUCAGUUCCUCCCUCAGUUCCUUCCCUCAGUUCCUUCCCUCAGUUCCUUCCCUCAGUUCCCUCCCUCAGUUCCUCCUUCAGUUCCUUCCUCAGUUCCCUCCCUCAGUUCCCUCCCUCAGUUCCCUCCCUCAGUUCCCUCCCUCAGUUCUCUCCCUCAGUUCCUCCCUCAGUUCCCUCCCUCAGUUCCUUCCCUCAGUUCCUUCCCUCAGUUCCCUCCCUCAGUUCCAUCCCUCAGUUCCUUCCCUCAGUUCCCUGCCUCAGUUCCCUCCCUCAGUUCCUCCCUCAGUUCCUUCCUCAGUUCCCUCCCUCAGUUCCUUCCUCAGUUCCCUCCCUCAGUUCCCUCCCUCAGUUCCCUCCCUCGUUUCCUCCCUCAGUUCCUUCCCUCAGUUCCCUCCCUCAGUUCCCUGCCUCAGUUCCCUCCCACAGUUCCCUCCCUCAGUUCCUUCCCUCAGUUCCCUCCCUCAGUUCCCUUCCUCAGUUCACUCCCUCAGUUCCUUCCUCAGUUCCUUCCCUCAGUUCCCUCCCUCAGUUCCUUCCUCAGUUCCUUCCCUCAGUUUCUUCCCUCAGUUCCCUUCCUCAGUUCCCUCCCUCAGUUCCUCCCUCAGUUCCUUCCUCAGUUCCCUCCCUCAGCUCCUCCCUCAGUUCCUCCCUCAGUUCCUUCCUCAGUUCCUUCCCUCAGUUCCCUCCCUCACUUCCUCCCUCAGUUCCCUCCCUCAGUUCCUUUCCUCAGUUCCCUCCUUCCGUUCCCUCCUUCAGUUCCCUCCCUCAGUUCCUCCCUCAGUUCCUUCCUCAGUUCCCUCCCUCAGUUCCUUUCCUCAGUUCCCUCCUUCCGUUCCCUCCUUCAGUUCCCUCCCUCAGUUCCUCCCUCAGUUCCUUCCUCAGUUCCCUCCCUCAGUUCCUUCCCUCAGUUUCUCCCUCAGUUCCCUCCCUCAGUUCCUUCCUCAGUUCCCUCCCUCAGUUCCCUCCCUCAGUUCCUCCCUCAGUUCCUUCCCUCAGUUCCCUCCCUCAGUUCCCUCCCUCAGUUCCCUCCCUCAGUUCCUUCCCUCAGUUCCUUCCCUCAGUUCCCUCCCUCAGUUCCUCCCUCAGUUCCUUCCUCAGUUCCCUCCCUCAGCUCCUCCCUCAGUUCCUCCCUCAGUUCCUCCCUCAGUUCCUUCCUCAGUUCCUUCCCUCAGUUCCCUCCCUCAGUUCCUCCCUCAGUUCCUUCCCUCAGUUCCUUUCCUCAGUUCCCUCCCUCAGUUCCCUCCCUCAGUUCCUCCCUCAGUUCCUUCCUCAGUUCCCUCCCUCAGUUCCUUCCUCAGUUCCUUCCCUCAGUUUCUCCCUCAGUUCCCUCCCUCAGUUCCUUCCUCAGUUCCCUCCCUCAGUUCCCUCCCUCAGUUCCUCCCUCAGUUCCUUCCCUCAGUUCCCUCCCUCAGUUCCCUCCCUCAGUUCCCUCCCUCAGUUCCUUCCCUCAGUUCCUUCCCUCAGUUCCCUCCCUCAGUUCCUCCCUCAGCUCCUUCCUCAGUUCCUCCCUCAGUUCCUCCCUCAGUUCCUUCCUCAGUUCCUUCCCUCAGUUCCCUCCCUCAGUUCCUCCCUCAGUUCCUUCCCUCAGUUCCUUUCCUCAGUUCCCUCCCUCAGUUCCCUCCCUCAGUUCCUCCCUCAGUUCCUUCCUCAGUUCCCUCCCUCAGUUCCUUCCUCAGUUCCUUCCCUCAGUUUCUCCCCCAGUUCCCUCCCUCCGUUCCCUCCCUCAGUUCCCUCCCUCAGUUCCUUCCCUCAGUUCCCUCCCUCAGUUCCCUCCCUCAGUUCCCUCCCUCAGUUCCUUCCUCAGUUCCCUCCCUCAGUUUCUUCCUCAGUUCCUUCCCUCAGUUCCCUCCCUCAGUUCCUUCCCUCAGUUCCCUCCCUCAGUUCCCUCCCUCAGUUCCUUCCUCAGUUCCCUCCCUCAGUUCCUCCCUCAGUUCCUUCCUCAGUUCCCUCCCUCAGUUUCUUCCUCAGUUCCUUCCCUCAGUUCCCUCCCUCAGUUCCUUCCCUCAGUUCCCUUCCUCAGUUCCCUCCCUCAGUUCCCUCCCUCAGUUCCCUCCCUCAGUUCCCUUCCUCAGUUCCCUCCCUCAGUUCCUUCCCUCAGUUCCUUCCCUCAGUUCCCUCCCUCAGUUGCUUCCCUCAGUUCCUUCCCUCAGUUCCCUCCCUCAGUUCCCUCCCUCAGUUCCCUCCCUCAGUUCCCUCCCUCAGUUCCCUCCCUCAGUUCCUUCCCUCAGUUCCCUCCCUCAGUUCCCUCCCUCAGUUCCUCCCUCAGUUCCCUCCCUCAGUUCCCUCCCUCAGUUCCCUUCCUCAGUUCCCUCCCUCAGUUCCUUCCCUCAGUUCCUUCCCUCAGUUCCCUCCCUCAGUUCCUUCCCUCAGUUCCUUCCCUCAGUUCCCUCCCUCAGUUCCCUCCCUCAGUUCCCUCCCUCAGUUCCUUCCUUCAGUUCCCUCCCUCAGUUCCCUCCCUCAGUUCCUUCCUCAGUUCCCUCCCUCAGUUCCUCCCUCAGUUCCUUCCUCAGUUCCCUCCCUCAGUUUCUUCCUCAGUUCCUUCCCUCAGUUCCCUGCCUCAGUUCCUUCCCUCAGUUCCCUUCCUCAGUUCCCUCCCUCAGUUCCCUCCCUCAGUUCCCUUCCUCAGUUCCCUCCCUCAGUUCCUUCCCUCAGUUCCUUCCCUCAGUUCCCUCCCUCAGUUCCUUCCCUCAGUUCCUUCCCUCAGUUCCCUCCCUCAGUUCCCUCCCUCAGUUCCCUCCCUCAGUUCCUUCCCUCAGUUCCUUCCCUCAGUUCCCUCCCUCAGUUCCUCCCUCAGUUCCCUCCCUCAGUUUCUUCCCUCAGUUCCUUCCCUCAGUUCCCUUCCUCAGUUCCCUCCCUCAGUUCCUUCCCUCUCUACCUUCCCUCAGUUCCUUCCUCAGUUCCUUCCCUCAGUUCCUUCCCUCAGUUCCCUCCCUCAGUUCCUUCCCUCAGUUCCUUCCCUCAGUUCCCUCCGUCAGUUCCUCCCUCAGUUCCUUCCCUCAGUUCCUUCCCUCAGUUCCCUCCCUCAGUUCCCUCCCUCAGUUCCUCCCUCAGUUCCUUCCCUCAGUUCCCUCCCUCAGUUCCCUCCCUCAGUUCCCUCCCUCAGUUCCUUCCCUCAGUUCCCUCCCUCAGUUUCUUCCUCAGUUCCUUCCCUCAGUUCCCUCCCUCAGUUCCUUCCCUCAGUUCCCUCCCUCAGUUCCCUCCCUCAGUUCCUUCCUCAGUUCCCUCCCUCAGUUCCUCCCUCAGUUCCUUCCUCAGUUCCCUCCCUCAGUUUCUUCCUCAGUUCCUUCCCUCAGUUCCCUGCCUCAGUUCCCUCCCUCAGUUCCCUUCCUCAGUUCCCUUCCUCAGCUCCUCCCUCAGUUCCUCCCUCAGUUCCUCCCUCAGUUCCUUCCUCAGUUCCUUCCCUCAGUUCCCUCCCUCAGUUCCUCCCUCAGUUCCUUCCCUCAGUUCCUUUCCUCAGUUCCCUCCCUCAGUUCCCUCCCUCAGUUCCUCCCUCAGUUCCUUCCUCAGUUCCCUCCCUCAGUUCCUUCCUCAGUUCCUUCCCUCAGUUUCUCCCCCAGUUCCCUCCCUCCGUUCCCUCCCUCAGUUCCCUCCCUCAGUUCCUUCCCUCAGUUCCCUCCCUCAGUUCCCUCCCUCAGUUCCCUCCCUCAGUUCCUUCCUCAGUUCCCUCCCUCAGUUUCUUCCUCAGUUCCUUCCCUCAGUUCCCUCCCUCAGUUCCUUCCCUCAGUUCCCUCCCUCAGUUCCUUCCUCAGUUCCCUCCCUCAGCUCCUCCCUCAGUUCCUCCCUCAGUUCCUCCCUCAGUUCCUUCCUCAGUUCCUUCCCUCAGUUCCCUCCCUCAGUUCCUCCCUCAGUUCCUUCCCUCAGUUCCUUUCCUCAGUUCCCUCCCUCAGUUCCCUCCCUCAGUUCCUCCCUCAGUUCCUUCCUCAGUUCCCUCCCUCAGUUCCUUCCUCAGUUCCUUCCCUCAGUUUCUCCCUCAGUUCCCUCCCUCAGUUCCUUCCUCAGUUCCCUCCCUCAGUUCCCUCCCUCAGUUCCUCCCUCAGUUCCUUCCCUCAGUUCCCUCCCUCAGUUCCCUCCCUCAGUUCCCUCCCUCAGUUCCUUCCCUCAGUUCCUUCCCUCAGUUCCCUCCCUCAGUUCCUCCCUCAGUUCCUUCCUCAGUUCCCUCCCUCAGCUCCUUCCUCAGUUCCUCCCUCAGUUCCUCCCUCAGUUCCUUCCUCAGUUCCCUCCCUCAGUUUCUUCCUCAGUUCCUUCCCUCAGUUCCCUCCCUCAGUUCCUUCCCUCAGUUCCCUCCCUCAGUUCCCUCCCUCAGUUCCUUCCUCAGUUCCCUCCCUCAGUUCCUCCCUCAGUUCCUUCCUCAGUUCCCUCCCUCAGUUUCUUCCUCAGUUCCUUCCCUCAGUUCCCUCCCUCAGUUCCUUCCCUCAGUUCCCUUCCUCAGUUCCCUCCCUCAGUUCCCUCCCUCAGUUCCCUCCCUCAGUUCCCUUCCUCAGUUCCCUCCCUCAGUUCCUUCCCUCAGUUCCUUCCCUCAGUUCCCUCCCUCAGUUCCUUCCCUCAGUUCCUUCCCUCAGUUCCCUCCCUCAGUUCCCUCCCUCAGUUCCCUCCCUCAGUUCCCUCCCUCAGUUCCCUCCCUCAGUUCCUUCCCUCAGUUCCCUCCCUCAGUUCCUUCCUCAGUUCCCUCCCUCAGUUCCCUCCCUCAGUUCCCCCCUCAGUUCCUUCCUCAGUUCCUUCCCUCAGUUCCUUCCCUCAGUUCCCUUCCUCAGUUCCCUCCCUCAGUUCCCUCCCUCAGUUCCUCCCUCAGUUCCCUCCCUCAGUUCCCUCCCUCAGUUCCCUUCCUCAGUUCCCUCCCUCAGUUCCUUCUCUCAGUUCCUUCCCUCAGUUCCCUCCCUCAGUUCCUUCCCUCAGUUCCUUCCCUCAGUUCCCUCCCUCAGUUCCCUCCCUCAGUUCCCUCCCUCAGUUCCUUCCUUCAGUUCCCUCCCUCAGUUCCCUCCCUCAGUUCCUUCCUCAGUUCCCUCCCUCAGUUCCUCCCUCAGUUCCUUCCUCAGUUCCCUCCCUCAGUUUCUUCCUCAGUUCCUUCCCUCAGUUCCCUGCCUCAGUUCCUUCCCUCAGUUCCCUUCCUCAGUUCCCUCCCUCAGUUCCCUCCCUCAGUUCCCUUCCUCAGUUCCCUCCCUCAGUUCCUUCCCUCAGUUCCUUCCCUCAGUUCCCUCCCUCAGUUCCCUCCCUCAGUUCCCUCCCUCAGUUCCUUCCCUCAGUUCCUUCCCUCAGUUCCCUCCCUCAGUUCCCUCCCUCAGUUCCUCCCUCAGUUCCUUCCUCAGUUCCCUCCCUCAGUUCCCUCCCUCAGUUCCUCCCUCAGUUCCUUCCCUCAGUUCCCUCCCUCAGUUCCCUCCCUCAGUUCCUUCCCUCAGUUCCUUCCCUCAGUUCCCUCCCUCAGUUCCUCCCUCAGUUCCUUCCUCAGUUCCUUCCCUCAGUUCCUUCCCUCAGUUCCUUCCUCAGUUCCCUCCCUCAGUUUCUUCCUCAGUUCCUUCCCUCAGUUCCCUCCCUCAGUUCCUUCCCUCAGUUCCCUCCCUCAGUUCCCUCCCUCAGUUCCUCCCUCAGUUCCCUCCCUCAGUUCCCUCCCUCAGUUCCUUCCCUCAGUUCCCUCCCUCAGUUCCCUCCCUCAGUUCCUCCCUCAGUUCCUUCCUCAGUUCCCUCCCUCAGUUCCCUCCCUCAGUUCCUCCCUCAGUUCCUUCCCUCAGUUCCCUCCCUCAGUUCCCUCCCUCAGUUCCUUCCCUCAGUUCCUUCCCUCAGUUCCCUCCCUCAGUUCCUUCCCUCAGUUCCCUCCCUCAGUUCCCACCCUCAGUUCCCUCCCUCAGUUCCUUCCUUCAGUUCCCUCCCUCAGUUCCCUCCCUCAGUUCCUUCCUCAGUUCCCUCCCUCAGUUCCUCCCUCAGUUCCUUCCUCAGUUCCCUCCCUCAGUUUCUUCCUCAGUUCCUUCCCUCAGUUCCCUGCCUCAGUUCCCUCCCUCAGUUCCCUUCCUCAGUUCCCUUCCUCAGCUCCUCCCUCAGUUCCUCCCUCAGUUCCUCCCUCAGUUCCUUCCUCAGUUCCUUCCCUCAGUUCCCUCCCUCAGUUCCUCCCUCAGUUCCUUCCCUCAGUUCCUUUCCUCAGUUCCCUCCCUCAGUUCCCUCCCUCAGUUCCUCCCUCAGUUCCUUCCUCAGUUCCCUCCCUCAGUUCCUUCCUCAGUUCCUUCCCUCAGUUUCUCCCCCAGUUCCCUCCCUCCGUUCCCUCCCUCAGUUCCCUCCCUCAGUUCCUUCCCUCAGUUCCCUCCCUCAGUUCCCUCCCUCAGUUCCCUCCCUCAGUUCCUUCCUCAGUUCCCUCCCUCAGUUUCUUCCUCAGUUCCUUCCCUCAGUUCCCUCCCUCAGUUCCUUCCCUCAGUUCCCUCCCUCAGUUCCUUCCUCAGUUCCCUUCCUCAGUUCCCUUCCUCAGUUCCCUCCCUCAGCUCCUCCCUCAGUUCCUCCCUCAGUUCCUCCCUCAGUUCCUUCCUCAGUUCCUUCCCUCAGUUCCCUCCCUCAGUUCCUCCCUCAGUUCCUUCCCUCAGUUCCUUUCCUCCUCAGUUCCCUCAGUUCCCUCCCUCAGUUCCUCCCUCAGUUCCUUCCUCAUUUCCUCCCUCAGUUCCCUUUCCUCAGUUCCCUCCCUCAGUUUCCCUCCCUCAGUUCCUCCCUCAGUUCCUUCCUCAGUUCCCUCCUCAGUUCCUUCUCAGUUCCUUCCCUCAGUUUCUCCCUCAGUUCCCUCCCUCAGUUCCUUCCUCAGUUCCCUCCCUCAGUUCCCUCCCUCAGUUCCUUCCCUCAGUUCCUUCCCUCAGUUCCCUCCCUCAGUCCCUCCCUCAGUUCCCUCCCUCAGUUCCUUCCCUCAGUUCCUUCCUCAGUUCCCUCCCUCAGUUCCUCCCUCAGUUCCUUCCUCAGUUCCCUCCCUCAGCUCCUUCCUCAGUUCCUCCCUCAGUUCCUCCCUCAGUUCCUUCCUCAGUUCCUUCCCUCAGUUCCCUCCCUCAGUUCCCUCCCUCAGUUCCUUCCUCAGUUCCUUUCCUCAGUUCCCUCCCUCAGUUCCCUCCCUCAGUUCCUCCCUCAGUUCCUUCCUCAGUUCCCUCCCUCAGUUCCUUCCUCAGUUCCUUCCCUCAGUUUCUCCCCCAGUUCCCUCCCUCCGUUCCCUCCCUCAGUUCCCUCCCUCAGUUCCUUCCCUCAGUUCCCUCCCUCAGUUCCCUCCCUCAGUUCCCUCCCUCAGUUCCUUCCUCAGUUCCCUCCCUCAGUUUCUUCCUCAGUUCCUUCCCUCAGUUCCCUCCCUCAGUUCCUUCCCUCAGUUCCCUCCCUCAGUUCCCUCCCUCAGUUCCUUCCUCAGUUCCCUCCCUCAGUUCCCUCCCUCAGUUCCUUCCUCAGUUCCCUCCCUCAGUUCCUCCCUCAGUUUCUUCCUCAGUUCCUUCCCUCAGUUCCCUCCCUCAGUUCCUUCCCUCAGUUCCCUUCCUCAGUUCCCUCCCUCAGUUCCCUCCCUCAGUUCCCUCCCUCAGUUCCCUUCCUCAGUUCCCUCCCUCAGUUCCUUCCCUCAGUUCCUUCCCUCAGUUCCCUCCCUCAGUUCCUUCCCUCAGUUCCUUCCCUCAGUUCCCUCCCUCAGUUCCCUCCCUCAGUUCCCUCCCUCAGUUCCCUCCCUCAGUUCCCUCCCUCAGUUCCUUCCCUCAGUUCCCUCCCUCAGUUCCUUCCUCAGUUCCCUCCCUCAGUUCCCUCCCUCAGUUCCCCCCUCAGUUCCUUCCUCAGUUCCUUCCCUCAGUUCCUUCCCUCAGUUCCCUUCCUCAGUUCCCUCCCUCAGUUCCCUCCCUCAGUUCCUCCCUCAGUUCCCUCCCUCAGUUCCCUCCCUCAGUUCCCUUCCUCAGUUCCCUCCCUCAGUUCCUUCCCUCAGUUCCUUCCCUCAGUUCCCUCCCUCAGUUCCUUCCCUCAGUUCCUUCCCUCAGUUCCCUCCCUCAGUUCCCUCCCUCAGUUCCCUCCCUCAGUUCCUUCCUUCAGUUCCCUCCCUCAGUUCCCUCCCUCAGUUCCUUCCUCAGUUCCCUCCCUCAGUUCCUCCCUCAGUUCCUUCCUCAGUUCCCUCCCUCAGUUUCUUCCUCAGUUCCUUCCCUCAGUUCCCUCCCUCAGUUCCCUUCCUCAGUUCCCUCCCUCAGUUCCCUCCCUCAGUUCCCUUCCUCAGUUCCCUCCCUCAGUUCCUUCCCUCAGUUCCUUCCCUCAGUUCCCUCCCUCAGUUCCUUCCCUCAGUUCCUUCCCUCAGUUCCCUCCCUCAGUUCCCUCCCUCAGUUCCCUCCCUCAGUUCCUUCCCUCAGUUCCUUCCCUCAGUUCCCUCCCUCAGUUCCCUCCCUCAGUUCCUCCCUCAGUUCCUUCCUCAGUUCCCUCCCUCAGUUCCCUCCCUCAGUUCCUCCCUCAGUUCCUUCCCUCAGUUCCCUCCCUCAGUUCCCUCCCUCAGUUCCCUCCCUCAGUUCCUUCCCUCAGUUCCUUCCCUCAGUUCCCUCCCUCAGUUCCUCCCUCAGUUCCUUCCUCAGUUCCUUCCCUCAGUUCCUUCCCUCAGUUCCCUUCCUCAGUUCCCUCCCUCAGUUCCUUCCCUCAGUUCCUUCCCUCAGUUCCCUCCCUCAGUUCCUUCCCUCAGUUCCUUCCCUCAGUUCCCUCCCUCAGUUCCCUCCCUCAGUUCCCUCCCUCAGUUCUUUCCUUCAGUUCCCUCCCUCAGUUCCCUCCCUCAGUUCCUUCCUCAGUUCCCUCCCUCAGUUCCUCCCUCAGUUCCUUCCUCAGUUCCCUCCCUCAGUUUCUUCCUCAGUUCCUUCCCUCAGUUCCCUGCCUCAGUUCCUUCCCUCAGUUCCCUUCCUCAGUUCCCUCCCUCAGUUCCCUCCCUCAGUUCCCUUCCUCAGUUCCCUCCCUCAGUUCCUUCCCUCAGUUCCUUCCCUCAGUUCCCUCCCUCAGUUCCUUCCCUCAGUUCCUUCCCUCAGUUCCCUCCCUCAGUUCCCUCCCUCAGUUCCCUCCCUCAGUUCCUUCCCUCAGUUCCUUCCCUCAGUUCCCUCCCUCAGUUCCCUCCCUCAGUUCCUCCCUCAGUUCCUUCCUCAGUUCCCUCCCUCAGUUCCCUCCCUCAGUUCCUCCCUCAGUUCCUUCCCUCAGUUCCCUCCCUCAGUUCCCUCCCUCAGUUCCCUCCCUCAGUUCCUUCCCUCAGUUCCUUCCCUCAGUUCCCUCCCUCAGUUCCUCCCUCAGUUCCUUCCUCAGUUUCUUCCCUCAGUUCCUUCCCUCAGUUCCCUUCCUCAGUUCCCUCCCUCAGUUCCUCCCUCAGUUCCUUCCUCAGUUCCCUCCCUCAGUUCCUUCCCUCUCUACCUUCCCUCAGUUCCUUCCUCAGUUCCUUCCCUCAGUUCCUUCCCUCAGUUCCCUCCCUCAGUUCCUUCCCUCAGUUCCUUCCCUCAGUUCCCUCCGUCAGUUCCUCCCUCAGUUCCUUCCCUCAGUUCCUUCCCUCAGUUCCCUCCCUCAGUUCCCUCCCUCAGUUCCUCCCUCAGUUCCUUCCCUCAGUUCCCUCCCUCAGUUCCCUCCCUCAGUUCCCUCCCUCAGUUCCUUCCCUCAGUUCCCUCCCUCAGUUUCUUCCUCAGUUCCUUCCCUCAGUUCCCUCCCUCAGUUCCUUCCCUCAGUUCCCUCCCUCAGUUCCCUCCCUCAGUUCCUUCCUCAGUUCCCUCCCUCAGUUCCUCCCUCAGUUCCUUCCUCAGUUCCCUCCCUCAGUUUCUUCCUCAGUUCCUUCCCUCAGUUCCCUGCCUCAGUUCCCUCCCUCAGUUCCCUUCCUCAGUUCCCUCCCUCAGCUCCUCCCUCAGUUCCUCCCUCAGUUCCUCCCUCAGUUCCUUCCUCAGUUCCUUCCCUCAGUUCCCUCCCUCAGUUCCUCCCUCAGUUCCUUCCCUCAGUUCCUUUCCUCAGUUCCCUCCCUCAGUUCCCUCCCUCAGUUCCUCCCUCAGUUCCUUCCUCAGUUCCCUCCCUCAGUUCCUUCCUCAGUUCCUUCCCUCAGUUUCUCCCCCAGUUCCCUCCCUCCGUUCCCUCCCUCAGUUCCCUCCCUCAGUUCCUUCCCUCAGUUCCCUCCCUCAGUUCCCUCCCUCAGUUCCCUCCCUCAGUUCCUUCCUCAGUUCCCUCCCUCAGUUUCUUCCUCAGUUCCUUCCCUCAGUUCCCUCCCUCAGUUCCUUCCCUCAGUUCCCUCCCUCAGUUCCCUCCCUCAGUUCCUUCCUCAGUUCCCUCCCUCAGUUCCUCCCUCAGUUCCUUCCUCAGUUCCCUCCCUCAGUUUCUUCCUCAGUUCCUUCCCUCAGUUCCCUCCCUCAGUUCCUUCCCUCAGUUCCCUCCCUCAGUUCCCUCCCUCAGUUCCUUCCUCAGUUCCCUCCCUCAGUUCCUCCCUCAGUUCCUUCCUCAGUUCCCUCCCUCAGUUUCUUCCUCAGUUCCUUCCCUCAGUUCCCUCCCUCAGUUCCUUCCCUCAGUUCCCUUCCUCAGUUCCCUCCCUCAGUUCCCUCCCUCAGUUCCCUCCCUCAGUUCCCUUCCUCAGUUCCCUCCCUCAGUUCCUUCCCUCAGUUCCUUCCCUCAGUUCCCUCCCUCAGUUCCUUCCCUCAGUUCCUUCCCUCGGUUCCCUCCCUCAGUUCCCUCCCUCAGUUCCUUCCCUCAGUUCCCUCCCUCAGUUCCUUCCUCAGUUCCCUCCCUCAGUUCCCUCCCUCAGUUCCCCCCUCAGUUCCUUCCUCAGUUCCUUCCCUCAGUUCCUUCCCUCAGUUCCCUUCCUCAGUUCCCUCCCUCAGUUCCCUCCCUCAGUUCCUCCCUCAGUUCCCUCCCUCAGUUCCCUCCCUCAGUUCCCUUCCUCAGUUCCCUCCCUCAGUUCCUUCCCUCAGUUCCUUCCCUCAGUUCCCUCCCUCAGUUCCUUCCCUCAGUUCCUUCCCUCAGUUCCCUCCCUCAGUUCCCUCCCUCAGUUCCCUCCCUCAGUUCCUUCCCUCAGUUCCCUCCCUCAGUUCCCUCCCUCAGUUCCUUCCUCAGUUCCCUCCCUCAGUUCCUCCCUCAGUUCCUUCCUCAGUUCCCUCCCUCAGUUUCUUCCUCAGUUCCUUCCCUCAGUUCCCUGCCUCAGUUCCUUCCCUCAGUUCCCUUCCUCAGUUCCCUCCCUCAGUUCCCUCCCUCAGUUCCUCCCUCAGCUCCCUCCCUCAGUUCCCUCCCUCAGUUCCCUUCCUCAGUUCCCUCCCUCAGUUCCUUCCCUCAGUUCCUUCCCUCAGUUCCCACCCUCAGUUCCUUCCCUCAGUUCCUUCCCUCAGUUCCCUCCCUCAGUUCCCUCCCUCAGUUCCCUCCCUCAGUUCCUUCCCUCAGUUCCUUCCCUCAGUUCCCUCCCUCAGUUCCCUCCCUCAGUUCCUUCCUCAGUUCCCUCCCUCAGUUCCCUCCCUCAGUUCCUCCCUCAGUUCCUUCCCUCAGUUCCCUCCCUCAGUUCCCUCCCUCAGUUCCCUCCCUCAGUUCCUUCCCUCAGUUCCUUCCCUCAGUUCCCUCCCUCAGUUCCUCCCUCAGUUCCUUCCUCAGUUCCUUCCCUCAGUUCCUUCCCUCAGUUCCUUCCUCAGUUCCCUCCCUCAGUUCCUUCCCUCUCUACCUUCCCUCAGUUCCUUCCUCAGUUCCUUCCCUCAGUUCCUUCCCUCAGUUCCCUCCCUCAGUUCCUCGCUCAGUUCCUUCCCUCAUUUCCUUCCCUCAGUUCCCUCCGUCAGUUCCUCCCUCAGUUCCUUCCCUCAGUUCCUUCCCUCAGUUCCCUCCCUCAGUUCCCUCCCUCAGUUCCUCCCUCAGUUCCUUCCCUCAGUUCCCUCCCUCAGUUCCUCCCUCAGUUCCCUCCCUCAGUUCUUUCCCUCAGUUCCCUCCCUCAGUUUCUUCCUCAGUUCCUUCCCUCAGUUCCCUCCCUCAGUUCCUUCCCUCAGUUCCCUCCCUCAGUUCCCUCCCUCAGUUCCUUCCUCAGUUCCCUCCCUCAGUUCCUCCCUCAGUUCCUUCCUCAGUUCCCUCCCUCAGUUUCUUCCUCAGUUCCUUCCCUCAGUUCCCUGCCUCAGUUCCCUCCCUCAGUUCCCUUCCUCAGUUCCCUCCCUCAGCUCCUCCCUCAGUUCCUCCCUCAGUUCCUCCCUCAGUUCCUUCCUCAGUUCCUUCCCUCAGUUCCCUCCCUCAGUUCCUCCCUCAGUUCCUUCCCUCAGUUCCUUUCCUCAGUUCCCUCCCUCAGUUCCCUCCCUCAGUUCCUCCCUCAGUUCCUUCCCUCAGUUCCUUUCCUCAGUUCCCUCCCUCAGUUCCCUCCCUCAGUUCCUCCCUCAGUUCCUCCCUCAGUUCCUUCCUCAGUUCCCUCCCUCAGUUCCUCCCUCAGUUCCUUCCUCAGUUCCCUCCCUCCGUUCUCUCCCUCAGUUCCCUCCCUCAGUUCCUUCCCUCUGUUCCCUCCCUCAGUUCCCUCCCUCAGUUCCUUCCUCAGUUCCCUCUCAGUUUCUUCCUCAGUUCCUUCCCUCAGUUCCCUCCCUCAGUUCCUUCCCUCAGUUCCCUCCCUCAGUUCCCUCCCUCAGUUCCUUCCUCAGUUCCCUCCCUCAGUUCCUCCCUCAGUUCCUUCCUCAGUUCCCUCCCUCAGUUUCUUCCUCAGUUCCUUCCCUCAGUUCCCUCCCUCAGUUCCUUCCCUCAGUUCCCUUCCUCAGUUCCCUCCCUCAGUUCCCUCCCUCAGUUCCUUCCCUCAGUUCCUUCCCUCAUUUCCCUCCCUCAGUUCCUUCCCUCAGUUCCUUCCCUCAGUUCCCUCCCUCAGUUCCCUCCCUCAGUUCCCUCCCUCAGUUCCUUCCCUCAGUUCCUUCCCUCAGUUCCCUCCCUCAGUUCCUCCCUCAGUUCCUUCCUCAGUUCCCUCCCUCAGUUCCCUCCCUCAGUUCCUCCCUCAGUUCCUUCCCUCAGUUCCCUCCCUCAGUUCCCUCCCUCAGUUCUCUCCCUCAGUUCCUUCCCUCAGUUCCUUCCCUCAGUUCCCUCCCUCAGUUCCUCCCUCAGUUCCUUCCUCAGUUCCUUCCCUCAGUUCCUUCCCUCAGUUCCCUUCCUCAGUUCCCUCCCUCAGUUCCCUCCCUCUCUACCUUCCCUCAGUUCCUUCCUCAGUUCCUUCCCUCAGUUCCUUCCCUCUGUUCCCUCCCUCAGUUCCCUCCCUCAGUUCCUUCCUCAGUUCCCUCUCAGUUUCUUCCUCAGUUCCUUCCCUCAGUUCCCUCCCUCAGUUCCUUCCCUCAGUUCCCUCCCUCAGUUCCCUCCCUCAGUUCCUUCCUCAGUUCCCUCCCUCAGUUCCUCCCUCAGUUCCUUCCUCAGUUCCCUCCCUCAGUUUCUUCCUCAGUUCCUUCCCUCAGUUCCCUCCCUCAGUUCCUUCCCUCAGUUCCCUUCCUCAGUUCCCUCCCUCAGUUCCCUCCCUCAGUUCCUUCCCUCAGUUCCUUCCCUCAUUUCCCUCCCUCAGUUCCUUCCCUCAGUUCCUUCCCUCAGUUCCCUCCCUCAGUUCCCUCCCUCAGUUCCCUCCCUCAGUUCCUUCCCUCAGUUCCUUCCCUCAGUUCCCUCCCUCAGUUCCUCCCUCAGUUCCUUCCUCAGUUCCCUCCCUCAGUUCCCUCCCUCAGUUCCUCCCUCAGUUCCUUCCCUCAGUUCCCUCCCUCAGUUCCCUCCCUCAGUUCUCUCCCUCAGUUCCUUCCCUCAGUUCCUUCCCUCAGUUCCCUCCCUCAGUUCCUCCCUCAGUUCCUUCCUCAGUUCCUUCCCUCAGUUCCUCCCUCAGUUCCUUCCUCAGUUCCCUCCCUCAGUUCCCUCCCUCUCUACCUUCCCUCAGUUCCUUCCUCAGUUCCUUCCCUCAGUUCCUUCCCUCAGUUCCCUCCCUCAGUUCCUCCCUCAGUUCCUUCCCUCAGUUCCUUCCCUCAGUUCCCUCCGUCAGUUCCUCCCUCAGUUCCUUCCCUCAGUUCCUUCCCUCAGUUCCCUCCCUCAGUUCCCUCCCUCAGUUCCUCCCUCAGUUCCUUCCCUCAGUUCCCUCCCUCAGUUCCCUCCCUCAGUUCCCUCCCUCAGUUCCUUCCCUCAGUUCCCUCCCUCAGUUCCUUCCUCAGUUCCCUCCCUCAGUUCCUCCCUCAGUUCCUUCCUCAGUUCCCUCCCUCAGUUCCUCCCUCAGUUCCUUCCUCAGUUCCCUCCCUCAGUUCCUCCCUCAGUUCCUUCCUCAGUUCCCUCCCUCAGUUCCUCCCUCAGUUCCUUCCCUCAGUUCCCUCCCUCAGUUCCUUCCUCAGUUCCCUUCCUCAGUUCCCUCCCUCAGUUCCUCCCUCAGUUCCUUCCUCAGUUCCUUCCCUCAGUUUCUUUUCUUCCCUCAGUUCCCUCCCUCAGUUCCCUCCCUCAGUUCCUCCCUCAGUUCCUUCCUCAGUUCCCUCCCUCAGUUCCUUCCUCAGUUCCUUCCCUCAGUUUCUCCCUCAGUUCCCUCCCUCAGUUCCCUCCCUCAGUUCCCUCCCUCAGUUCCCUCCCUCAGUUCCCUCCCUCAGUUCCCUCCUCAGUUCCCUCCCUCAGUUCCUCCCUCAGUUCCUUCCUCAGUUCCCUCCCUCAGUUUCUUCCUCAGUUCCUUCCCUCAGUUUCCUCCCUCAGUUCCUUCCCUCAUUUCCCUCCCUCAGUUCCCUCCCUCAGUUCCUCCCUCAGUUCCUUCCUCAGUUCUCUCCCUCAGUUCCUUCCCUCAGUUCCCUCCCUCAUUCCCUCCCUCAGUUCCUUCCCUCAGUUCCCUCCCUCAGUUCCUUCCCUCGGUCUCUUCUCGCCCCCCAUUGUAUCCCCCCUCUGUCUCCUCUGAUUCCUCCCUCUCUUUCCUACCUCUGUCACCUCUCUCUCUGUUUUCCUACCUCUGUCACCUCUCUCUCUAUUCUCCUACCUCUGUAUUCUCCCUCUGUCACCUCUCUCUCUGUUUUCCUCCCUCUGUCACCUCUCUCUCUGUUUUCCUCCCUCUGUCACCUCUCUCUCUGUUUUCCUACCUCUGUCACCUCUCUCUCUUUUUUCCUACCUCUGUCACCUCUCUCUCUGUUUUCCUCCCUCUGUCACCUCUCGCUCUGUUUUCCUACCUCUGUCACCUCUCUCUCUGUUUUCCUACCUCUGUCACCUCUCGCUCUGUUUUCCUACCUCUGUCACCUCUCGCUCUGUUUUCCUCCCUCUGUCACCUCUCGCUCUGUUUUCCUACCUCUGUCACCUCUCGCUCUGUUUUCCUCCCUCUGUCACCUCUCUCCGUUCUCCUCCCUCUGUAUCCUCCCUCUGGCCCAUGACGGCAAGAUCCUGGUUGGGGGCACAUGA